UGCCCCUUAAAGGGCCCCGCGGCGCCCGCUUUUAGGGGACCAGCGACACGGGGGACAAGGCGCUGGAACUUACGGCCCCCGCCCUUUUCUCUUUCAGACUCUCAAGUGGUUUUUCUUUUCAAAGGCCGCCCAGCCCCCCCUCGUCCCCGUCCCCGUCCCCUCCUGGAGCUUUCCCCAGAGUAGCAUAGCUCGGGAUUCCGCUGUUCUCGGGUGCGCCGUCCCUCUCCUGUGUGGCCUUGCUGGAGACGGGAACUCUUCCCUUCACGGUUGCGUUAAGGGAAAAAGAAAAAAAAGCACAGCCUACGCCCUGGGGAGCCCCCUCUGCUGUCUCCCACAUCGGGAAGGUCUUAAGUAAGGGGUGGGUUCGCCGGUGCACUGUCGCGUUUCAGAAUUUAUUUUGGCCGCGGUUUGUCAGCUGUACCAGGACCGGCCGGUCCUCGUUGGCCCUCAAAGCCGACUGUUUCCCUCCCCCCCCUUACUGCGGGGUUUAUUGCCUUUAUCAGCGAAGGUUCCGGCCUGACUCGGGAGACUGUUCCCUACUUUCUGAGCUCUCCUCCCUAAAAGCCCCCCAUCCUCUUUUGUUUUUAAAGAAUCUCAGCUCCUCCUUUUUUAUUCUCUGGUCCCCCCCCCUUUUGCUCUUAAAGGGCCAGUCUGCCUUAGACUUAGAAGGCUCCCGCACGGGAAGGAUGCUUAGUAGUAGGAUGCUAAUUAUCAGCCCCUGUGUUUGCAGACAAAGAGCUUAGGCCCAGAGAGCGACAUGACCUGCCAAAGGUCACUGAGCAAGUCAUCAGUGAAGCCAGACCUUGGACCUAGUGUUUUCUGUUUUUUUUUCUAUAGCUGUACUUAAAAACAAUAAUAAUAAUAAUAAUAAUGAAAACAAAAGAAAACUCCACACAGGGACAGGAGUUCUCUCUGAUGCUGUCUUUUGUUUGUGACUCUGGGAUUCUGUACUGAGAGAAUGACCAGAACAUGCCUGUAAUAGUUUUUGUGGCCAGGAGACCAUUUUCUAAAUAAAAAUGGCCAGCCAGCUCUGCAGGGAGGGUAAGGUAGGGCUUUGGGUGUCUUUUUGACAAAAUGUGAGAACACCAAUGGGUUGGUGGGGUCCAGAAGUGCCCACCUUUCCUAUGGCUGGGCAGUAACCAAGGCCCUGCCAGCCCAGACGAGAUAAGUACCUAGAAAGACUUAAUGGGUUUGAUGGGUGGUGACGGUUCCGAUCUGCAGAAUGUUCCCUCUUCAGGGACGUUGGACUGUGACUCUGGGGAAGUCUGGGUCUGAAGCCCUUUCCCUGGAGCUGUUGACAGCUCUGUCUUAGGUGCCCUCCAGUGGGAGCUGACCUUUCACACCCCAUCCCUAAGCUGGUACUUACAGGAGGACACAAUUGGGGUAUUAUUGGAAGAAGGGACCUUCCUUGUGGGGCCUCAGGUGGGUGGGUCUUAUGCACAGAUCUGGGUGCAGACAGACACCCCCUUUGUUCCCCCAGCUCCCCACUGCUGUCUCCAUUCUGGCUGUAACUGCCCAGCCUGCUGAUCUCCUAGCUUUAUCCCUCCCUGUACCUCUGGAGAGUGCCGUCCCUGGCCUUCUGUAGCGGGCUUGCACAGUACCCGCGUCCUUUUGUUUUGGUCCUCUCACUGGGUCCCUGCUCUUUGUAAGGGGUGUUUCAACUCCCUCAUCACCCACUUCCCCUCACCGCUCUUGCCAACCCUUCCUUGCCCUGAGCUCCCCAUCCCCCACAUCCCUUUCUCAUGCUUCCAAAUCAAAGCCUUGGGUCCUUUCCCUGGAAAUUGGAGAUUGAGAAUGUGUCUCCCUUUUCCCUUCAGGACAAGCUCUUCAGCUGGAAGGGGGUGCCUUGGGGUCCUGGGGAAGUACCCCCCUACCCUCCUCCAGGGCCAGGGGACCAGCAUCUUCAGGCAGGAAAUACUCAGAUCAUUGUGAGGCUCGGGCCUCGAGGCCUGGAAAGAGCCGCAUCCCUGGCAGGGACCAUCGGCGUUACUACCAUGACCACUGGCGACUGGAGUACCUGAUGGAUUUCAUCCCCUCCCGGCACGGCAUGGUGUGCAUGGUGUGCGGCAGCUCCCUGGCCACCCUCAAGCUCAGUACCAUCAAGAGGCACAUCCGCCAGAAGCACCCCUACUCCCUGCACUGGAGUCCCCGAGAGAAGGAAGUCAUCAGCAGCAGCUGGGAUGCCCAUCUGGGGCUGGGGGCCUGUGGUGAGGCUGAGAGCCUGGGGGCCCAGGGGGCUGAGGAGGAGGAGGAGGAGGAAGAUGAAGAGGAGGAGGAGGGGGCCAGCCUUCAAGCUUGCCCACCCAAGGGCCCAGGCAAAGCCCCAGCUGGUGGGGGCUGCCGGCGCCAGCGGCGAGGGGUUCGAGGGGGCCCAGUGGCACCUCGGCGCCGGCGGCUGUCAGCCUCCCGAAGGGCUGGGGGCAGCAGGGGACUGGGGCCCCGGCGCCUGGAGCGGAGGCUGAAGGAGUCCCUGCAGAACUGGUUCCGGGCCGAGUGUCUCAUGGACUACGACCCACGGGGGAAUCGGCUGGUGUGCAUGGCCUGUGGCCGGGCACUGCCCAGCCUGCACUUGGACGACAUCCGUGCUCACGUGCUGGAGGUGCACCCCAGCUCCCUAGGGCUCAGUGGCCCCCAGCGCAGUGCCCUGCUGCAGGCCUGGGGUGACCAGCCUGAGGCUCUGUCCGAGCUCACCCAGUCCUCACCAGACGAUGACCUCGUCCCCCAGGACCUGACCAGAAAGAGCCGGGACUCCGCCCCCGCUGCUGGAGCCCCCUCCUCUCAGGAUCUCAGCCCCCCAGACGUAAAGGAAGAGGCUGGCUGGGUGCCUGAGAGGCCCGGGCCGGCAGAGCAGGAGGAGGAGGAGGCGGAGGAGGGCGAGGGCGAGGGCGAGAGGGCGGGCAUCCCGGUCCGGCCUCGGAGGGGCCGAGACCAUCGCCGCCACUACCAGGAGCGCUGGCGGUUGGAGUACCUCAUGGAGCUGGACGGCUGCCGCCGCGGCCUGGUGUGCAUGGUGUGCGGGGGCGCGCUGGCCUCGCUCAAGAUGAGCACCAUCAAGCGACACAUCCGCCAGCGCCACCCGGGCUCCACCAGCCUCAGCGGGCCAGUCAAGGCCCUCAUCGCCCAGGAAUGGAGCGAGAAGGCUGCGCACCUGCUGGCUUUGGGGCUGCCCAGCCCGGAGUCCCCCAACGACCCUGUCGCCCCCAGUGCAGCCUCGGCCUCUGAGGAGGGGGGAGGGGCAGAGGAGGCGGAGCCAGAGGAGGAGUGGUGGGGCGACGCGCCGGGGUCCCCCGGGGCUCCAUCGGAGCGGCCGGCCGAAGAAGAGGAGGAUGAAGAUGACGGCCAGGAGCCUGGGGGGCUGGCCUUCCCGCCGCUGCCAUUGCCCCCGCCGCCCCCGCCCCCGCCGCCGCCGCCGCGCAGCCGGGAGCAGCGGCGCAACUACCAGCCGCGCUGGCGGGGCGAGUACCUGAUGGACUACGACGGCAGCCGGCGCGGCCUGGUGUGCAUGGUGUGCGGGGGCGCGCUGGCCACGCUCAAGGUGAGCACCAUCAAGCGACACAUCCUGCAGGUGCAUCCCUUCUCCAUGGACUUCACCCCAGAGGAGCGCCAGACCAUUCUGGAGGCCUACGAGGAGGCUGCGCUGCGCUGCUACGGCCACGAGGGCUUCGGGCCACCGGCCCCGGCGCCGCGGGACGGCAGUGCAGACCUAAAGCCGGGCGCGGUUUGUCGCGCGUAGCACUCGCCCUGCGCUGGCCUGGCCCUUGGGCUGAGAGACCCUGAUGUCAGGCGCUGAGCUCCCCCUCCCCGCUGGCCGGGCUGGACCGGGGUUGGGGAUGGGGAGGCGCCCGCCACUGUCCCCCGGUGGCACUCUGAUGUGUCGCUAGUCCCUGCGCUCUUUGCGCGGGGUCCCGCGCUUCUCGAAAAGCCAAAGCGCCUCUCCAGUGUUCACAACGAAUGCUCCCGGCCGCGCCCAAGGGCGCAGUGCUGCCAAGCCGGGGUGGGGGUGCCCGCAGUCAGUAUUAGGGUUGAAGGCAGGGCGCAGGGAAGUCAGGAUAGACGCGCUGGCCACUCGCCCUGGCCGAGGGCCCAGAUCUGUGCGGCCUCGCACGCCCUCGGGCUUGGCUCUCGGCUCCCAGGCUGCUGGCUGCAGGGUCCAAAUUGGUAUUCUCGGUCUCUCAGAGGCCCAGGCGGCAGACUGGGGCAAAGGAGGGGGCGGGACGAGGGCGGGCGGAGCGAUGGGACCCAGUCAUCUGCGCCAGCUUCCCGGGCUGGCCCAGGGGACCGUGCAUCCAUCCUGGGCCGCUGCCAUGCCUCCGGGACCGGGGUCAUAAAGGGAUUAGCACUUUUUUCCUUAACCUCUCUUGCUCAGAGAGCAUGUUACCCACCCAGUGAAAGCGGCGGGCGCGCUCUUGGUCCAGCGCCAGCACCGUGCGAGCUCGGGGCACUGGGUGGUUAGUCUCUUAUUACUGCCCCCACUGAACGUGAUUCGUCCUCGGUGGAUGCGACACCGGUUCUCAGCUCCCAGGGCUUGGGGCCGGGCCUUGGCCUCUCUUGCUCUUACCCGUGGUGCCAGAAGGGCCCCUCAAUCUCCCAGGCAGGUCCGAGAGGGAUGUGUAGAUUUCAUUCUCCCGUGGAGAACAGGUGGUCCCAAGAUCAGGCCCUUUUGUGCUCUUUGUAUUUUAUUUUGAAACUGUAUUUAAUGCUUUUUAUAUGAAAGGGAGAGGGGAACUGGCCCAAUCACCCUUAUGUGCAAAUGUCUUAUUUAUUAUUCGUGUAUCAGAGAUAAGCUGUGAGGUGGAGGAGGAAGGACAGAGAUGGGCGUGUGGCAAGGGGAUUAGGAGGAUACUAAAUAUCCCACGUUCCCCUGGCCUUGUUUCUAGGUCCGGUGUCUGCUCUUCACAGAGGGAAGCCACUGAUGGCACUGUGCCCUCCUUUUAAAGUCAGGGUGUGGUGGUCAGGAGAUGGAACUUGGGAGGGGCCCUAGGUUCUGGGGUCAGUGUAGCCCCUGUGGUGAGAAAACAAGAAAAAGAAAUCCCUUCUCUCACCCGCCAGAGCCAGAGCUCAAGGUUCAAGUGCCUCAGGCCCAGUUCCCUAGACUUCCUGGUCGACAGUUGGAUUUUAUACCACGGAUUUUAUAGCAUUUUUAUAUAAUUUCAAGAUUGUCAGUGGGAAAGGACCCUGGAGAUCACAAAUUGAUCCCUUUCAGAGAGAGGAGCAAAAUUCCGAAACCCAGAAAUUAUUACUUAGCCAGCUAGGAACAAGUCAAGAACUAGAAUGAAAAACUCCCGGUUCAGUGAGCUUUGCACUGUAUUGCACUGCUUUCAGGAUUUCUUUACCCGUUAGGCCUGCCAAGAUUCGUGUUGGCACUGCAGGCCCUCAGCACUUGUGACUCCUGAGGACAGCAAAGCAUUGCACUUCCUGGGAAUAAGGAUGAAGGCGGCUUUCAGCACUGCAGGCCUGGGGCAGUGAGGGGUGAGGAGAGGGCCCAACUCCAGGUGGGGCCUACCUCUCCUGGGGCCGCGGUUUCUCCAGCAGAAGGUGGCUCCGUAUCAGUGCUUGUUUUCAAGUUAUCAGAUAUUCUGGAACGGCUGCUGGCUCAGUUAAAUUCCAGUUUUGACCAGCCAGAGUUUUGGAGACAGUAUUAAAAUCUUUAGAACAGGUUAUGGAUGGUGCCAGGCUGGGCACUGACCUUUUUUUUUUAACUUUUCAUCAUGCAUGUUUUUAAACAGAGUAUUCUCUCCUGCCUCUACACCACCUUUUAUAAACAGUAGGCAACAUUGGAGCUGCUGAUUGUCACCACCAGGGCUCACUGCUGAAGUCCAGGUUAGCUGGGGCAGAAGUUAGAAACGGUUUUCCCCUUGAGAGGCAGCCCCAGACUAGCAUCAUUUUAGGCACUUGCUAGAGACAGAAAUCCUUGGGCCCACCUGACUAAGCCAGAAGGGUGGGGCCCACAGUGUAUUCCCAAAGGCCCUUCCCACAGCUGCAGCUCCCAGGGAGGUUGUCUGGCAAGUACCUCUUCAGUGAUUCUACCAUGACUGGAUGGCCUCAAGGGUCAAGGGGUUGGUGGGUCUCCUCCCUCGGGAUUCUGAUUGAACAGGUGAAAUUUCUUCAUUGUUUUAUGGUAUGCUUGCUAUUAUGGCCCAUAUGUAAAUGUUACUCUGGAUACAUAUUUAUAUGCCAUGUUACUUAGUGACACUAUUCAAACAUUUGUAUGUGUAUUUGUGAAGUUGUUUGCAUCAGUCAUUUAAAAAGUAUUUCAGUCUAAGUUUUCCCGAGAGGUAUGUUGAAUAAAAUCUUAAAAGUCCAGCACGAGUCACAGCCAACUUAGUUCUGGGGCAGAGUGAAUGGGAUGAGUUCUGAUGUCAGAUCAGGUGUGCCAAGACCAGCUCAGUUUCAGCUUUUGGCUGCAUGCGGUUUAUGGGCUGCUUCCUGUGGUAAGAAGGGACCCUUCCCAUUCCCAGGCUGGUGAGAAGUUGAACCAGGCCCUUUAACCCAAGUCACUUCUAAGGUCACCUUUUACACAGUCUCUUCACUUCAUUUUAGAACCCAAAUCAGUGCAGCUCUGCUCAGUGCCCGGAGUCCCUGCAAUCUUGGGAGUUCUUUUUGAAGGUUCCCGGAAUGUGGGUGAGAGCAAGUGAAAGCCUUUCGUUCCCACUUCACCCAAACUGUGUAAAAAGAAUAAAGCUGCAGACUGAUGAGACA
This is a messenger RNA of Peromyscus maniculatus bairdii (prairie deer mouse), 6699 nucleotides long. The record is from RefSeq and is a predicted model, not a curated record. NCBI's taxonomy places the organism in Eukaryota, Metazoa, Chordata, Mammalia, Rodentia, Cricetidae.